GCUGGCGGCAGGGAGUCGUCGUGGCAGUGCUACUUUGACUGGUGUGGGGUCCAAGUUUUGACUUCUGAGAUUGGGCCAUGGCUAGUGACCGCAGCAUUGUAUUAUCUGGCUGGAGCGCCUAAAGUCUGCCGCAGCAAAGAUGUGCUACAGGUGUUAAUGCCGCGGAGCCAUUUGGAGGACAGGGCUACAGGUGGUCAGUGUGCCUGGCUAAGUCUGGGGGCUGCAGAAGACCACCGCCUCCCCUUGUCAGCGGUCUGUGUCUGCCCAGGCUUUUUUCAUUCUCUGAUGUUUGGCUUCAAUUCGUUGGCAGGGGGGAGAGCUGGGGUGUGUCGCUCAGGGCAGGGCCGUGUCAGUGGGCCGAAGGGACACGGCCAAGGGGUUGUCUUAGAGACUACAGAGGCUGCAGAGCACUGCGCACCCUCGCGCCAUCUUUGCUAGCCAAAGGUGGCGGGGGCGGCGCUCGAGGCUUAUUGCGCAAGCGCCAACUUGAGUAACAGCGGGACCGUAGGGGUCGGGACGGAGGUGGGGCGGUUGUAUCCUGGGUCUGACGUGGGGCCUGGGACUGACGUGGGGCCAAGGCCUGCCCACCUUGGCGCCAUUUUUGCUGGCUGAGAGGUGGCAGCCCAGGCUUACUGCUUAGACGCCAUCUGAAUGACAGCAGGAUUCAGGGGGUGGGACGAGGGGACUGUCACAUCGUUAGUGACUGACAUCAGUUGCACAGCCUUGCCCACACUGGUGCUAUUUUUGCUGGCCAAUAGGUGGCAGUCAAGGUUUACAACGCAGGUGCCAUCCUGAACGACAGCAGAGCUGUAGGGGGUGGGCCCUGAGUGACUGACAGGGGUUACGCUGUUAGUGGCGGGGUGGCAGCCAAAGCUUAUUGCGCAUGCGCCAUCCUGAAUGCCAGCAGUGCGCAGAGAAUGGCCGAGGGGCUAUUAUAUUCUGAGAGAAUGACGGGGGCUACAGCGCCUUGCACCGUCUUUGCUGGCUGAGAGAAGGGUGCCGAGGUUUGCUGCACAGCUCUACCUUCUCAGCUUCUACCCUUCUCAGAGGCAGCUGGCAAGAGGAAGUGGGACUAGGUGCAAACAUCAGGUGCCUGGGUCCAGGUGAGUUGAAUUCCAUCUUCACAGGCCAUACCCGUCCUCAGAGUGGCCACCGUUCCUCCUUCAUCCUGAUACCUACUGCACACGUGUUCUGUAUAGCCACGCAAGCUCUGUGUUUGCCCUGUGAGAAUACAUGAACUCUUCUGCUGGGUCACAUAUUGCCAGAAAUUUUCUUCCUUGGCCCCUGCCAUCCUUCCCAGCGUUCUGUCUCUUUUCCCAACCCUAAGUUGCUCAUUUGGGCCUGCUCUUUUUUAUCGGGGUGAUUAAAGAACCAUGAGGGUCAUUGGUUCAUCUGCCAGUAUCAAUCAAGUGUAUGUUCUCUGCCAGGCACUGGAAACAUUGCCACAAACGGAAAAGAAAGUACUGUCACAGAGCUCACAAUCUACGGGGAAUUAAAGACGUUGGAAAAAAAAAAAUUGUGUGAUUCAUGCCUUUGAAAGAAAACAUUCAUUUUGGGUGGCUAACUAAAUCAGAGCGAGGCCAUAUCAGGUCUCUUAGAGAAAGUUAGUGACAUUAAAGCAGUGCUCUGUAGGAUGGUGUGUUGUGGGAAGAGUAGCCUAAGUAGGGGGGACAACACUGAUGUUCCUGAGGAGUGCAGAGAAGGGAGCUGAAGAUCCAGGAUGCCUAGAGCGAGGAAAAGGGGAUAGAAUGACAUUUGGUUGAGGUGGGGAAAGGUAAGUUGGAGCUAGGCUGUGAAAGGUCUUGUAGUCUGCGGUAAGUAUUUGGACUUGGUCUAAAGUACAGCUGGAAGCCAUUGAAGUAUUACAACUGCGCAGGUAACGACACCAAUCAGAUUUGUGUUUUAAACAUUACUGUGGUUGUAGAGUAGAGAAGGGGAGGGUGGAAAUGACGACUGCAGGGAGACCAUCUCAAGCCUAGGUGAGAGAUGCGGGGGGAGAAGCACAGUGGAGGGAUUUGAGAGGUGUUGAGGAGGCAAACUCAACAGGAUUCAUACUCUUUGCUCAUGGCUUUUUGAUGGAUUAAGACAAGUCUCAAUAAACCACGUUCUAUGGGAAGUGAGCAAAAUAGCCAAAACUUGUCCAUUCCGUCAGCAGGCAUUGACACUGUAUCUGGUCUGGGACAGGAUCAGGCUAGACUUUGGGUCUUUGGCAGUGAGUGACAUCAUCUCCGGCCUCAGUGUCUACUGAAUGAGAACUUCAGUUAAAUGGAGAGUAAGAAAUCAUGCUAACCAAGAUAGGUAGCUAUGUUGACAGUGUAUUACCACCUGGAAAUACGCCAACCUGUUGGCUCAUGUGGUCCCCUGGGGCUGGGGUGGUGUGUUCCUGGCUUCGGUGAAUGCCGCAAGUAUUCAGCGUCUGGUGCUGAAGCCUGUGGGACUCAGAAAGCUUACCUUGCCUAUGGAUUCCUCUACUAUCGAUAGAUCCAUGUUAGUGAAGCUCAGGAGACAAAUGUAAACUAUACCGAUGUUCUUAGUUUAUGUUGAAAAGUUGUUUGAAUGAAAUAGAAUGUUCCCAUUCCCUCAAUUUUGGUUCAUUAACUUGUGGGAGAUCACUGUACCAGGGACCUAAAUAUUCGAAAGUAUGUACCAUCAGCAGAUUCUCCCUGUAGGCAGACUUAACGUAGGGAAAGAAACCAUAACGAGAAAGCAGUUGGGUGAGCGUGGAGUCAGUACAAGAGAAUGUGGAUGAACUGUUCAGUAACACCAGCCCAUAUGGUGGCUUGGUGCAGCCAUCUUGUUACAGAGCUCUUGGUAGGGUUACCAGGAUACUGAAGCCCAUUAUCCGCAACUCUCCCCCCUCCCAUGUCUACUCAAAUUAGGUAUGUGACAAAGUACUUUAGUGGAUUGUCACACUCACCUCACUCUAAGAAAAUCUAUGUAAUCAGCUAAUUAUAUCAAAAUAGUGUCAAAUAAGUCAUAUUGGCUUGGAAGACAUUUUGUCUCUUUAAAGUAGUUUUAUUUGUCUUCAACCAUUUCUGGGCUGAUCAUAAAACAACUCUAGGUAUUUUCUCUUUUUCUAAAUCUUGAGGGAAUCCCUCAGAAAUGGACAACAAUAAAGACAUUUUUGCUGCAAGUAUGGUAAGUGCUAAGGUACUCUGAUAGCAGUAAGCCCAGGGUAUUGUGGAGACUAUGAGAGGAGCCAACCAAUAGAUCAGAGGGUGGGGACCAUGGAUGGUGUAGUAGAGGUAAGUGUUUCUUUCCUCCUUGUUCACAUUUCCAUGUAACAUUCUUCCCCAACAGCCUCUGCUGUCUCGCAUGUAACUUGUCCAUAGUUGGUUGGACCAGUUUGGCUCCUCAGCCUGGAGCAGUCAUUCUCAAAGUACAAUUUACGGAGUGCUUGUUAAGAUGCGACUUUCCCAAGGAGCACAGACCUCCUGAAUUAUCAUACCUAGACAGGCGGUGCAUUUUUCAUUAGCAGCCUGCAUGACUUUGUGCCCCACCAGAGUUGGAGAGCCGUGACCCCAGGAGGAGUCAAGGUGUAGUGUGCAUGUUGAUACUGGGGAUUUGGGUGAAGGGAGAUGUUGACUGGUCUAUCAGUGUUGGGUACUUAAACUGGGAGGUGGUAUAUACCUGGGAUCUUAACACCACGUGUAUGCUGAAGUAGAAAAUGUCGGUCUGCAGAAAGAGGCAGGAGAGUGGAACAAAGGAGAAGAUACCACACAUCAUGCUGUGCCUGAGAGGUGAAGAAAGUAACCUCUUCGUUCCUGACUUUAAAGUUCUCAAUUCCAGCCCCCUUUAAAGAGGUCCCUGGGUUCUGACUGUCACAGGCUGCUGCGCCUCUCCUGUUGACUCAUGUCUGGUUCCUGCAGUGAGAAUUAAACUUAGAGCCAUGCUGCCUCCAAAACUCUUGUCUGCCACCAAAUCUCAGAAGUCCCGGGGCCCAGAUCUCUAUGAGCUAGACAGUGCCUUGACUAAGGAGCCGGAUGCCACUAUAGGAGAAGGCACCACUGACUCUGAAUUCUCUCAUCAGAGGUUUCGGAAUCUCCUUUAUGUAGAGCUUGUCGGGCCUCGGAAGACCCUGAUCCAACUCCGAAACCUCUGCCUCAAUUGGUUGCAGCCGGAGAUACGCACCAAGGAGGAGAUUAUCGAGCUCUUGGUCCUAGAGCAGUACCUGACCAUCGUACCAGAAAGAAUCAAGCCUUGGGUGCAGGCAAAAAAGCCAGAGAACUGUGAGAAGCUAGUUACUCUGCUGGAAAAUUACAAAGAGAUGUACGAACCAAAAGACGACGAUGUCCAAAGUGAUGAUGACAGGAGCCGGGUCGGCGCAGAGUCCCCAUCCCCCCGCUCAGUGCACUCCUUCUGCAGUGACUGGGACUGGAGGGGCAGAAGCAGAGAGACACAAUUCCGAGACCACUGGCCAUACACGAGGACUUCCCGGAAGAGACUGCUUCAACACGACCUCUCCCUCCCUCUGAUGGAGAAGACCAACUUUGAGAUGGAGGGGGAGGAUGACAUUGACAGGGACUCCAUGAUGGACUUUGAGUCCACCUCCCAGGAUGCGGAAUCCUAUCAGGAUGUAGUGGAUCUCACCGAGGACAGGAAACCUCAGGACCCAGUUCAGGACAACAUGGAGAACUACAGGAAGCUGCUCUCCCUAGGGGUCCAGCUCGCAGAGGAUGACAGACACUCUCACCUGACACACGGCCACUCAUCAAGGUCCAAGAGAAGUGCCUACCCGAGCACCAGUCGAGGCCUGAAAACCAUGCCUGAAGCCAAAAAGUCAACCCAUCGGCGGGGAAUAUGUGAAGACAGGUCCUCCCACGGGGUGAUCAUGGAGAAGUUCAUCAAGGAUGUCUCACGCAACUCCAAGGUGGGAAGAGCUAGGGAAUCUAACGACUGGCCACAGAGGUUCCCGAGGAUGCUCGAUGAUGACUGGAAAGACGUCUCCUUCAGCAAGAGGGAAUCGGUAAUUCAGGAGCGGGGCUGUGAGGGGAGCGUGCUCGGGGGAGGCUUCAACCUUAGCUCCAACCUCAUGUCCAGAAAGAGAGUUAUUGAAAGAAAAAGGCGCUAUCAGUUGGACACAGAUGGGAAGGGCUUGGUUCAUAAUCAGAAAGGCUAUGUGAGAAAGAAGCCCUUUGAAUGUAGCAAGAUGAGGGCAGCUGUGAGCAUGAGCAGCCUCAGCUCGCUGUCCCCAACCAAGUCGCUGCCAGCUGACUUCGGGGACAUGCCCUAUGUAUGUGAUGAGUGUGGGCGGCCUUUCAGUGUUAUUUCUGAGUUUGUUGAGCACCAGAUCAUGCACACGAGGGAGAAUCUCUCUCAGUAUGGUGAAUCCUUCAUCCAUAGCAUGGCCGUUAGUGAGGUUCAGAAAAGGCAGGCCAGAGGGAAGUGCUUUGAGUGUAAGGAGUGUGGGGAGGCCUUCAAUAACAGCACCACUCUUACUGAGCACCGAAAAACCCACGAGAGAGAGUAUCUCAUGGAAUGUCAGGAUCAGGAAUAUGAGGAAACCUUCAUUCCCAGCCCGACCCUUAGCGAGCUCCAGAAAAUGUACAGUAAAGAGAAAUUCUAUGAAUGUAGGGUGUGUAAGGAGACCUUCCUCUAUAGCUCUGCCCUGGUCAACCACCAAGAAACCCAUGGUAGAGGGAACUUCGGUGAUGACACAGAUAAUGAGUGUGGGGAAGCCUUUAAGCCCAGCCCGGCCCUUAAUGAGUUUCAAAAAAUGUACAGUAAAGAGAAAAUGUAUGAAUGUAAGGUGUGCGGGGAGACCUUCCUGCAUAGCUCUGCCCUGAAAGAACACAAGAAAAUCCAUGCUAGAGAAAACCCAUUUGAAAAUCAGGAUAAAAUGUGUGAGGAGACCUUUAUUCCUGGCCAGUCCCUUAAAAGGCAUCAGAAAACGCAUGCUAAAGAGAAGCUGUAUGAAUUUAAAGAUGGUGGGGAUGCCUUUAUCCAAAGCUCAGACCUCAGUGAGCACCUGAAAAUCCAUUCUCAAAAGAAUCUCUAUGAAGGCAGGGGAUAUGAGAAAUCUGUCAUUCAUAGCGUGCCCUUUACUGAGUCCCAGAAAAGUCACACCAUAACAAGACCACCUGACAAUGAGGAGAAUGAGAGAGCAUUUACCAUUAGUGCCAACCCCGAGGAACAGCAGAGAUUUCCCACUAAAGAGAGUGUCUGUGAAGGGAGACGGUGUGAGAGAUCGGUUAUUCACAGAUUGGUCUUUACUGACCCCCAGAAAAGCCACAGUGCUGCGGAGCUCAGUAAACCGAAGGUGAUCGCCGAGUCUACCAUCUCGAGUGCCGAUGCGAUCCAAUGCCAGACAGCCCAUGCUGGAGAGAGCGCCUAUGAAGGGAAGGUGUGUGGGAGAUCUGUCAUCCAGAGCAUAGUCACUGCUGAACCACCAAGACAUCACACUGGAAACGAACUUGCCGAGUGUAGUAACGGGGAAUCCUCCAUUUAUAUCUCAGACUUUAACAGGCAACAGAAGAUUGAUGCCAGAGAGAACCCUUUUGAAGUGGCUAAGUAUAACAAAUACACGGUUAUACACAGUGUGUCCUCUGCGGAACCUCAGAACAGUCCUACUGUAGAGGGACCCAGUGAGUUGAAGAAGGACGGUGAAUCCUCUGCCCCUAAUUCACAUGUCCGUGAGUAUCAAAAGGCCCGUGCAAAAAAGAAGUACAUUGAGUGCUGCAGGGAUUAUAAGACAUCUGUGAUCCACUCCCUCCCUUUUGGUGAACCACAGAACAGUCACACCAACGAGAGAUUCUACAAGUGCCAGGAGUGUGGGGAGUCCUUUGUUCACAGCUCUGACCUUAGCAAACAUCAGAAGAUACAUGACCGAGAGAAACCCUCUGGAAGCAAGAUGUACGAAAGGUCUGUCAUCCGCAGCCUAGCCCUCACGGACCCCCAGACCAGCUAUGCUGAAGACUGCAUGCGCAUGCAAUGUAAGGAGUGUGGGAAGUACUUUGCUACCAGUGAAGCCCUCGGCCGUCAUCAGAAAGUGUAUGGCCGGGAGAGGUUCCACGGCAGGACACCAUUUGGAAGCUCUGUCAUUCGGGGCGUUGGCUUUGAUGAGUCUCAGAAGGAUGAGUCAGACGACACGAUCUAUGAAUGUAAGGACUGUGGGCUGGGCUUUGCUCACUUCAACGAAUUUGAGGAUCAUCAGAAAGUUCAUGGCCGGGAGUAUCUCAUGGACAACCGUGUGUGUGGGCCUUCGGUAAUCCAGACCUGUUCCUUUGGUGACUCUCACAAAAGUGGCGCCGGAGACCAGCUCUAUGAGUGCCCACAGUGCGGGGAAUCUUUUAUUAGUAACGACUUCCUUUUUGAGCAUCAGAAGAUGCACGAGAUGGAGCCAUUUUUUGUCGGUAGGCAGCAUAAUGAAGCUUGGAUGCGGCGCUUGCCCCUUCCCACCAUACGCAAGAGGAGGCGGUCCUCUAAGAAGAGUCCUCCUGUGUCGAAAACCCUCAGAUGUCAGGUGUGUGGACAAGACUUCAUUCACAGCUCUGUCCUUCGUGAACACAUGAAAAUUCACACUGGAGAGGAUCAGCUGGAGCGUGGCAAGACAAGCGAGGACACGGGUGCCCCAGGCCUAGCCCUCACCGAAUUUCAGAGAAGCCAAGCUGAAGAAAAAAAUUACGAAUGUAAAACAUGUGGAGAAACCUUUCUCAGUCAGCCAGACCUUAGGGAUCAUAUGAGGGUUCACGAGAAAGAUGAGCCCUUUAACUAUGGAGCCACAUUUGUUCAUACCUCAUUCGUUUCUGAGCUUCCCAACACAAGUUCGCCUUUCUACGAAUGUAAGGACUGUGGGAAGUCCUUUAUUCAUAGCACGAUCCUAGUUAAACACCAGCAGCUUCACCUGGAAGAAGCAGCCCAGGAGGUUGAAGCCAAUUUUGUCGUUCCACAAGAAGUGCUGCGGAUUCAGGGGUCCAACGUAGAGGCUGCCGAGCCAGAAGUGGAGGCUGCUGAGCCAGAAGUGGAGGCCGCUGAGCCCAACUUGGAGGCUGCUGAGCCCAACGGAGAGGCUGAAGGGCCCGAUGGAGGAGCUGCUGGGCCUGACGGGGAAGCUGAGCAGCCCAGUGGAGUGGCCGAACCUCCCAGAGGAGAUGCCGAUGAGCCAGAUGGUGCAGGGAUUGAAGACCCAGAAGAGCGAGCCGAGGAUCCCGAGGAAGAUGCCGACGAGCCCGAUGGUGCAGGGAUUGAAGACCCAGAAGAGGAGGGGGGAGACCAAGAGAUCCAGGUUGAAGAACCAUACUAUGACUGCAGAGAAUGUGCCAAAACCUUCACUUCAAGCUCAGCCUAUGGUGAGCAUCUGAAAACCCAUGCCCGAGUAAUCAUAUAUGAGGCAGGAAACGUCUAUGGUGAAAGCUCACGCUACACUGAGCACGCCAGUACCAGCACUAGUGCCAGUGAUAGGGCCGACGAGAAGUACUUCAAAUGUGACGUCUGUGGGCAGCUCUUCCGUGACCGCCUGUCCCUUGCCAGACACCAGAACUCCCACACCGGCUAAGAACAUCUAAGCGUAAAUAUUGGAAAACCUUCCAUUAGGACUUGACCAUUGUUAACCAGCAGAGAACUCAGACAAACCCAUCCCAUGAUAAGUAGGAAACUUACCUUGGUGUGUAUACACCUUCUUGAACAUCAGAAAACCCAUACUGAAAAUAAACUGAAUAUGGAGACUCCUUGGAUCUUAGCUCUCCCCCAUCAGACUUCAAGUGUGUGCAUGUGGGGAAGCGAUAGCUCAUGUUUUCUCUCUCAUCUGAGUAAUCACGUUGAAGAGGAGCCCUCUGAGUAUCUGAAGCUCUAGAAAUUGUCCUGGUCAACUGUAAAUGACACUCCUGUGACCUGUAAAUAUUUCUGGAGAUAUAUAUAUAAAAGAGCAAAUCAGCAUUUGCUGAUUCAGUACGUUUGGAUUUAGUACAAUGCAAAUUUCAGUCUACAGUGUGGAGGUACCUUACCUGGUAAUCCUCGACUUGGGGGGAGAGGGUGGGGCGGGGCGGGGGAGAGAGUGACAAAGGAGAAUAUAUUUGUAAGGAUCUUGGACCCUGAGAAGAUCUAUUGUGAAUAAUUUGAACUCCAUCAGUAUCUUUUUUGAGCAAUUGACUCUGUAUUUUGCUCUCUUACUCAAGUAUUCCUUUGCAGGUGUAGGCGUGAAAGAUUCAAUGUGAUCCACUCUUUGCUGUUUGAAAAGAGAGUACUUUUAGCUUCCUUUGGCAGCCAUUUAUGUCACCUACACCGAUGCUCUGGAACUUAACACUACGUAAGCCUUGAUAAUACAUGGAUUGGCCUUUCACGACCUGAGAUGAUCAGUUGCCACCUUGUACCUUGUGGUGGCUCUCAUAAAAAAAUACUAAAAUUUUUUUUUUUUAACUCAAUAUGUGUUCAGUAUUGAAUUCACAAACUCUGAAGCUUUUCCCUUUAAACCUUUUGUCUUUGCCUUUGCCUUUAAAUAGUGGGUUGCAACCAUCUAGAACAUGGCCGUGCCUAAUGAAGGUUGAGAACCCUAGGGAGAGGCUCUCCUGUUGUAAAUAGAAACGCAGGCCACCGGCUCAUCGCUUGCUCUGUGCGCUUCCUGCCUUAAGUAAAAAGUAAUGUGGCUUUGGUCGCUUGUGCAUCGUUAGUGUGUGCCGCCACAAGUCAUUUUGCACCCUGGCUUCGCAGGAGCUAGUAUCCUUAGGUCUUUCUGUCGCUAAACUUCUCUUCUUCACCUGUCUGAUCCUCUAACUCUUGUGUCCAACUUUUUUAAUUAAAAAAACAAAACAAAACAAACAAACAAAAAAAAACUUCACAUUCAACUCAAGCUUAACAUGGACUCAGGUUCCCCAGCAGCCUUAAUUUGGUUUGUUUACCUUCUGUUCCUUCCUCUUUCGGCCCUCCUAAGUUUUUCUGAGCUCUCCAUUAUAGUGUUGUGUUCAUCUGAUCUCCCUGGUUCUACGCUAAUCACAAAUUUGCUUGCAGCUUGAUGUUUCUUGUGUCCCUGUCUUUGGCCGCCUGUACUCCUUCGCUUCCCCUCCCCUCGCAUAAUGACUAUAUUAAGAAAUUUCAGGCCUUGAGUUGGCUGGGGAAAAAAAAAAUUUAAAAAUUUAAAAACUUAAAAAAAAAAAACAACAACAACAACAAAAAAACGAUCUGUGGUUUAAGUGAGCAAAACAGAAGAGCAAGCAAAAUUGAAAUGCACACUCAAACACCAUUUAGGGCUGGUGGAGAGUGUCAGUGCUGCAGGGAAUGCCAAAGCCUAGGGAGGUUAUAGAGCGGCGAGCAAGAAGCAGAAAGAAAUACAUAAGCCAAAGAAGGGAGUCCUAGUUGGUCACCAAACCUAGGAAGGAGAGAAAGCAGACAGAAGAAAACACCAGAAGCAGAGACUGGCAAGAAAGAGCUGAGCAAGCCGUCCUGGGCAGUUGGGAAGAAUAGGCCUUUUUGACGGCAUGGUGACCGUGUGGGGCAGCUGCACAUAAAGAUCCCAGGUUGGAAUGGGCAUAGCGUGGAAACUGAGGAGCAGAGAGGUGUGCUAUACCAGAGGAAGACCCUUCAAACGGGGUUCAGUGUUGAUGUCAUCGUGGUGAACUGGGUAGGCUCGUUACUGUUGGCAGUGUUCAUCGGUAAAACCUCUUCCGAAAGCAGCUUGCCAAAUUUCAAGGGGUCUGUUUGCAGCCUUAUGUUGGUGAGAAAUUAGAAACAACUUAAAUGCCAAACAAUAGAGGAAUGAUUAAGUACAUCUGAAAUAUGCACUCUGGGCUUUUAUGCAGCUGUCAAAAAUGAUAAUCACGAGGAGUUACGUAGCAACGUGGAAAUAUAUUUACGGAAUAUUAAGCAGAAGAAGCAGGACACGAAAUUAUAUUUAUACUACAAUUAUAACUGUUUAAAAAUGUACGCUUAUAGUCAAAAGCUGUUGUGUUGUUGUUGUAGGCUUAUAGUUGAGCAUUAUUUUCUUAAAUUCCUUCAGUGUUCUUUAUUGUAGUGUUACUAAAAAGUUUAUAACCAUGUUUCUAUUGUGAACAUAAUUUGAACUCAUCAAACAUUUAGGAAAUACAGAAAAGUGGAGGAAAAAAAAAAAAAACCCCACGUUCCCACCAUCCAAAGAUAGAUACACUCUUCAGUAUCUUGUUUUUUUCUUGUUUCUGUGCACAGGUUUAUAACUGUGUCAGAAUGUGUAUUCAAAAUAGUUACUGUGUUACUUUGGUGGAAUUACGGUUAAAAACUUUUAAUUUGUUUAAAUGUUCUUGUUACAGUGAUGUGGUAACAAAGUUUAUUAUGGAUGUUUCUGUUACAAGCAUAGUACAUACCCAGAGGAAAAAAAAAUUAGAAAAUACAGUAAAUUAAAAAAGAAAAUAAAUUUGCCCAUAUUCCCAACACCCAGCAACUACUGUUAACAUCUUGAUAUAUUUCCUCCAUGUUUCAGUACACAAGCUUCUGAUUAUAACAGUGUUAAAUAUGUAUACUUAAAGUCUAAAAUGAAAUAUGGAAAAUAAUUAGUGUUGUCAUUGUGGGAUUAUGGUUAUUUUGUCUCAAAUUCCUUGAAUGGUUUUUGGUGUCUUGGUAAUAAAGUUUAUGUAUGUAUUUUUCCAUUACAAAUGUAAUACAUACUCAUAGACAACUUCGGAAAGUUCAGUGAAGUGGAAAAAAAAAUUCACCCAUAUUCCCAACACCCAAGGACAACUACUGUUAACAUCUUGAUUUAUUUCCUUCAGCUUGUUUCUGUGCACCAGUCUGUGAUGAUUACGGUGUUCGUAUAAGUACGCAGAGGAAAGUCAGAUGGGAAGAAAUAUGGAAAACAGUUCAAAAAAUAGCUGUGUGAUCGUUGUGGGAGUACGGUUAAAUAUUUUGUCUCGGUUUCCUUGAAUGGUCUUCAUUAUAGCAUUUUGGUAACUCGCCCUUGUUACAUCUGUUUCCAUUGUAAACGCAGUACACGUUCAUUAUAGAAACUUUGAAAGUUGCAGAACUGUAGAAGAGAAGUUCACCCAUAUUUUCACCAUCCAAAGAGUGUAGUUAAUAUCUUGAUAUGUUUUCUUCAUCUUGUUUCUGUGCACAGGUUUUUGGUUUAUAUGGUUGUGGUUGUUCUAUCUAUCUGUAAUAGUGUCAACAAUAAAAAUAAAGUUAAAAAUAA
This is a messenger RNA of Loxodonta africana (African savanna elephant), 12088 nucleotides long. It is a transcript of the gene PEG3, whose product is annotated as paternally expressed 3. The coding region runs from base 3890 to 8494 and encodes 1534 amino acids. Gene Ontology annotation, molecular function: RNA polymerase II cis-regulatory region sequence-specific DNA binding; DNA-binding transcription repressor activity, RNA polymerase II-specific. Lineage: Eukaryota; Metazoa; Chordata; Mammalia; Proboscidea; Elephantidae. Gene Ontology annotation, biological process: negative regulation of transcription by RNA polymerase II. The record is from RefSeq and is a predicted model, not a curated record. Gene Ontology annotation, cellular component: nucleus. The transcript has 9 exons.